AUGCAGGACAUUAUUGACCAUUUACCCAAAUUGCCUGAAAUCCAACAACAAAAACUAACCAUUCCCGAAUUUGACGAAAUAGAAGUCAAAGCAACUGACUCAGUAGAAAUAAAGAAGUUCAUACGAAAGGUAAAUUAUGAAUUCCUUGGUUUUCAUUGCAACCAUAAGGUUAUGGACAAAGAUUGCGACAUGGUAUAUAAGAACAUCUCUGACCUUUACAAAUCCGAAGAAUUUAAGACCUACGACAACUUUGUUUCAUUAGUUGCAAAAUGUGUUUGGGAAAUAAGAGAUAAAGAUAGUAGGGGUAAGGUAUGGAACGAACAAAUAAGACCCGCUAUGUUCGAGAUGAAGAAAACCAUUGACGCCUUGGUUGUUUUAGCAGGUAAGGUUUCAGAAUAUAACGCAAAAAUGAACCCGCAAUGUUCAAAAUGUAAAGCAGCAAUGAGGAAAUAUAACUACUCCGUCAAAGAGAUAGAACGUAUGCGAAACGACUAUGCAGAUUUAAAGAAAGAAGCAGAAAAACCAGCAGAAGAUAAAAUGAACAUGUUAGAAUUUCUGAACAAAAACUAUCCAACUGCUGACGAUUUCCUUCUAUCUGACGUCAAGAAGAAGUAUAAAGAAACUUUCGGUAUCGUUAAAACUUUUGACAUACUGACAGAAGAAAUAGAAGCUACGAAAUUGUUUAGAGUCAUGAACCAUCGCAACAUAUACCAUGUAAAACGCUUGUAA
Molecule: messenger RNA, 729 nt
Organism: Trichomonas vaginalis G3
Lineage: Eukaryota; Parabasalia; Trichomonadida; Trichomonadidae
Product: organellar and viral DNA polymerase type B
Exons: 1
Coding region: 1-729 (242 amino acids)
Source: RefSeq, a predicted model, not a curated record